Coffea eugenioides is the source of this 1635-nucleotide messenger RNA. RefSeq names its product PAP-specific phosphatase HAL2-like. Lineage: Eukaryota; Viridiplantae; Streptophyta; Magnoliopsida; Gentianales; Rubiaceae. The record is from RefSeq and is a predicted model, not a curated record. Gene Ontology annotation, molecular function: 3'(2'),5'-bisphosphate nucleotidase activity. The transcript has 3 exons. Gene Ontology annotation, biological process: phosphatidylinositol phosphate biosynthetic process; sulfate assimilation. The coding region runs from base 81 to 1475 and encodes 464 amino acids.
UCCAAAUUUCAGCCCAUAGUUCCCGAAGGAAAGGGGCAAAGGUCCCCUGUAGACUUCCCUCUCUAAAUCUCAUCUUUAAAAUGCCGACUUUUUCUUCAGGCUUUGCUGCCAAAUUCCCCUUUGCCUUAGUCCAGAGAAGUAAUUCCUUCCCUGGCCACCUGACAAAAUUUCCCAUCUUUUCUGACAAAAAGCAUAACCGCCAGAAUCUAACCAACUUAUCCGUCUGUCUGUUGAACUCGAGGUCCAACCAGAAUAAUCACUCUGCUUCAACGAUGGAAGAAAUCAACGGGUUGGAGUUUGACACACCAUUUUCAUCAGAAACAAAGGAUGAGUUUUCCAAAGAAUUGGAAGUUGCUGUUAAAGCAGUGCAUAUGGCUUGUAUGCUGUGUCAAAGAGUUCAAGAAAGCUUGGUUUCUGAAACCCAUGAGGCCAAUGAUCAACAAGUUCAUUCCAAGGAUGACAAUUCUCCUGUGACAGUCGCAGAUUGGAGUGUCCAAGCAACAGUGAGCUGGGUCCUUUCUGAGGCUUUUGGCAGUGAAAAUGUUUCAAUUGUUGCGGAAGAAGAUGUUGAGGUACUGUCAAAGGCUAGUUCAGCUGACCUACUUAAAAAUGUGGUAAAGAAAGUGAAUCAAUGUUUAGCCAAAGCCCCACUAUUGGGACUGGAAGCUCCCUCGAGGCCUCUUGAUAUGAGAGAGGUUCUAAAUGCAAUCAGUCGAUGCAACUCAAGGGGUGGCAAAAGUGGAAGGUUUUGGGUUCUUGAUCCUGUUGAUGGCACCUUGGGCUUUGUACGUGGGGAUCAGUAUGCCAUUGCUCUGGCAUUGAUAGAAGAUGGAGAACCUGUCAUAGGAGUACUUGGAUGUCCAAAUUACCCAAUGAAGAAGGAUUGGCUGAGCUAUCAAAAUGGUUACCGCAGACUUUUAUCUAGAUUGACCUCACCAACAUCAGAAGCUUAUGCCAAGGGGUCUGUAAUCUAUGCCAGGAAGGGUAGUGGCAAAGCCUGGAUGCAGACAUUACUCCAUGGAGAUAAGAAGUUUGUUUGGCCAAACUCUGCAAGGCAGAUUAAAGUAUCCUCCAUUGGCAACCCUGCAAUGGCUACCUUCUGUGAACCAGUUGAGAAGGCAAAUUCUAGUCAUUCCUUCACAGCGGGGCUAGCUCAUAGUGUUGGAAUGAGGAACCAACCGUUGCGUCUGUAUAGCAUGGUGAAGUAUGCAGCCAUAGCCCGAGGAGACGCUGAGGUUUUCAUGAAGUUUGCCAGGACUGGUUACAAGGAGAAGAUAUGGGAUCAUGCAGCUGGAGUGGUAAUCAUUGAAGGGGCUGGUGGUGUGGUAACUGAUGCUGGAGGACAGCCACUAGACUUCUCGAAAGGCAUAUAUUUGGAAGGUCUUGAUCGGGGUAUAAUUGCCUGUGCUGGAGCUGGACUGCAUGAGAAGAUCCUGAGCGCUGUGGAAGAUAGCUGGAACAGUUCUAGUCUUUAAUAUGUACUGUAAUUGAGUGGAUCAAGAAAAGUUAAAAAGACCUUGGGAUACUUUGUACAAAUGAUAGCAGAAGUUACCGUUUGUUCCUGGAGGCUUGCAUGGCUUUGCCUGUAAUGCUGCUGUUUCUCAAAAGAUAGUGAAGAUUUCACAUUUCUUACUA